Molecule: messenger RNA, 1853 nt
Organism: Archocentrus centrarchus (flier cichlid)
Lineage: Eukaryota; Metazoa; Chordata; Actinopteri; Cichliformes; Cichlidae
Gene: ftr67
Product: finTRIM family, member 67
Exons: 7
Coding region: 110-1471 (453 amino acids)
Molecular function (GO): zinc ion binding
Source: RefSeq, a predicted model, not a curated record
AACCAUAACAACUACAGGCCCGCCUCCUUCACUUCCUGUAAACAAAGCAGCAGUUGGCUGUCAGUUACUUUCUCGUUAGUUUUUAACCUGUUAUUCGGCGUUUUCAGUGAUGGCUCAAGCCGGAGUUCUCCUGGACAAGGACCAGUUCAACUGCUCCAUCUGUCUGGACGUGCUGAAGGACCCAGUAACUAUACCGUGCGGACACAGCUACUGCUCGGUCUGCAUCCAGAACUACUGGGGCCAGGACGACUACCUCGGGGUUUUUGUCUGUCCGCAGUGCCGGCAGAGUUUCAACCCGAGGCCGCUGAUCUCCAGGAACACCAUUCUGGCCGACGUGGUGGAGAAAUUCAAGAAGACGACACUCCAGGAGGACUCGGCUGUCUCGGCAGCUGGCCGAACUUUCGCCGAAGCAAACGACGUGGAGUGCGACGUCUGCAGCGGGAGGAAGAGCAAGGCGGUCAGCUCAUGCCUGGUUUGUCUGGCCUCGUACUGCGAAGACCACGUCCGGCCUCACUACGAGUCCUCGACAUUCAUGAAACACAAGCUGGUGGCGGCCUCCAAGCGACUCCAGGAGAACAUUUGUCGGCGACACGACAAGCUGUUGGAGCUGUACUGCCGCACCGACAAGCGCUGCAUUUGCUCUAUGUGCCUGACCGACGAGCACAGGGGACACGACGCGGUUCUGGCCGAGGAGGAGAUACAGCAGAAGCAGAGGCAGCUCAGUGAGAUUAAGCAGAGCUCCCAGCUGAGGAUUCAGCAAAGAGAAAAGGAGGUGCAAGAGCUGAGAAAAGCCAUUUUCUCUCUCAGUCGUUCGGCUCGUGUAGCAGCUGAGGAGAGCGACGCCGUCUUCUCCGAGCUGAUUCGGUCGAUAGAGCUGAAGCGCUUUGAGGUUAGAGAACUGAUAAACGAUCAGGAAAAGAUGGCCAUCGGUGAAGCGGAGAAGCUGCUGGAGCAGAUUCAGAAGGAGAUCGCACAGCUGAAGAAGAAUGAAGAUGAACUGGAUAAGCUUUUCCAUGCUGAAGACUCCGUCCACUUUCUUCAGAGCUGUCAGUCCCUCCACGCUCCACCUGUGCUGUCGGCUUCGCCUUCAUUCACAGAUGACCCCGGCCUCACAUUUGGCCUGGUGACGACAGCCGUGUCAGAUUUUAAGACGCUGCUGCAGGAGGUCUGUCAGGAUGGAUUUGUCAUCAUUUAUGAGAGAGUGAGAAAUGUAGUAAUUGUAAGGAGUCCAAAUCUCACAGUCCAGCCUGACAGGACAGAGAUGAAUGAAACUGGGGCGGCUGUACAAAUGGAAGCAGCUGCAUUGGGCCCUUCACCUGGUCUAGACCAAAGUCCCGUGAGCCCUCUCAACCCCUUCCGCACUCAAAAACCUGUCAUACCAGCGUCGGCCUUCUCACAGUUUGUCUCUACUUUCUCCUCUGGAUCCAGACAUAAGCACCCUCAGCGACGUGCUCACCCCAGGAGAAAAUAAGACUUCUUAUGGAGAUCAAACUCGCUAGCUGAAUGCUAUUAUGCUAUUAUACUCAAGUGCUGUCCUCACACAAAGCCACAAUGACACUCCAGUCAUUUAAUUGCUUUUUUUUUUUUUAAAAAUCAGCUAUACUUGCAUAUUGCAUGUAAGCAGUGGUAGAACAGGCAUGGGGGAAGUACCACUGAACAUCCCACUGACAGUGUAUUCACUUCCUGAAGUGUUAAGCAGCAAAAAGCAGGACUGACUUACUGGAUCUUAUUUCAGGACAAUAUUUUGUUAUUUAGUAAAGAAUUAUCUUUUAUGCCUUUAUAUUAUUUAUUUUUUAACCAACACUCUGUAAACAGUCAUUUGGCUUCAAAGAUAAUGUGAAUUAUGUGACAUG